Messenger RNA from Hyaena hyaena (striped hyena), 428 nucleotides. Its product is annotated as vegetative cell wall protein gp1-like. NCBI's taxonomy places the organism in Eukaryota, Metazoa, Chordata, Mammalia, Carnivora, Hyaenidae. The record is from RefSeq and is a predicted model, not a curated record. The transcript is spliced from 2 exons. The coding region runs from base 10 to 402 and encodes 130 amino acids.
GCCCUCAGCAUGGGUCUGAGGCUUCCUGCCCCCCCGUCGUCUGCCCCUCUGUCCUUCCACGCUCGCUGCAGUCUGCAGGGCCGGCCUCCCCCCAGUCCUGGACCGUGGUUCCCGCUGCCCAGUCCCUCGGCGCCUGCCUCCGCCCGGAUCACAGUCUCUCCCAGCCCUCCCUCUGUCUCCCUGGGAUGCGGCCGCCAGCCCGGCCCUCGGCUCCCCCGUGAGCUCUGCUGGAGUCCUGUCUCGGGCAGCACGGAUCGGGGUGCCUCUCUGCCCCCACGGCCUGCAGAAGAGGAAACUGAGGCUGCGCCGGCCUGCGCCGGGACUGGACUGCGCAUGAGCACACCCACCCCCGCAGUCCGUCCGGACCUGGUUCUGCGUCGAGGCUCCACGGAAAGCGCAUAACCUCUUAGACACCCGCCUUUGUCACC